UCCGAAAUUGGGGUUUCACAGUGGACUGGACGCCAUGAAAAUAGCAGUAGAAGGAUGCAUGCAUGGCGACCUCGACAACGUCUACAAAACCCUCAAAUACUACGAAAGAGUUCACGACACCAAAAUCGACCUCCUCCUCUGUUGUGGCGACUUUCAGGCAGUGAGGAAUGAGAAGGAUUUGGAGAGCUUAAAUGUCCCGCCCAAAUACCGAUCCAUGAACUCCUUUUGGAAGUACUAUUCCGGCGAGGAAGUCGCUCCCUAUCCCACCAUUUUCAUCGGCGGAAAUCACGAAGCUUCCAAUUACUUGUGGGAACUGUACUAUGGAGGAUGGGCAGCGCCUAAUAUAUACUUUUUGGGAUUUUCUGGAGUGGUCAAGUUUGGGAAUCUUCGCAUUGGUGGAUUGUCUGGAAUUUAUAAUGCUCGCAAUUAUCAUUUGGGACACUUUGAGAGGCCUCCAUAUAAUGAGAGCACUAUUAGGUCCAUAUAUCAUGUACGCGAAUACGAUGUCCAGAAACUCAUGCAAGUCGAGGAACCGAUAGAUAUAUUUCUUUCGCAUGAUUGGCCUCUUGGCAUCACUGACUGUGGGAACUGGAAACAACUUGUUAGAUUCAAGCCAUUCUUUGAGAAAGAGAUUCAGGAAAAAACUCUUGGAAGUAAAGCUGCUGCGGAACUGCUGCAAAAGUUAAAACCUCCUUAUUGGUUUUCAGCCCAUCUACAUUGCAAAUUUGCUGCUCGUGUUCAACAUGGGGAAGGUGGCCCAGUGACAAAUUUUCUUGCUCUGGAUAAGUGCCUUCCAGGGCGUAAAUUUUUACAGAUCGUUGAAAUUGAAUCGGCAUUAGGACCUUAUGAGAUUCAGUAUGAUGAAGAAUGGCUAGCUAUAACUCGGAGGUUCAACUCUAUCUUCCCUCUGACCAGGGAAAGGGCAAACUUUAGGGGUUUACAUCUUGACAUGCAAGAUUGUCGCCAAUGGGUCAGGACCAAGCUACUAGAAAAAGGAGCCAUACCUUUUGUUUUUUCAAGGAUGGUUCCGUGUUAUGAUCCGUCUAAAUCCGUCUCCAGUAGUUCAUUUCAAGGAUAUACUAGGAAUCCUCAAACGGAGUCUUUGUUGCAGUUUCUAGAACUUCCUUAUCUCCUUGAUAACAUGACAGAAUCCUCAGAAGUAUCAAACAGCCCUGUUUCAUCGAUUCAUAGAGGUUCCCUUGAUCAUAACAGCGAAGACAUCCCCCUUGAUGAUGAGGAUGAGUCGGAAGAAGUUGCGGAAGAUGACACCACUUUUUCCUCCAUGGUUAAGCUGCUGCUACAGCAAAAAAAAAAAGCUCAAACGCUCAUGGAGGACAGAUUAACAGCACUCUCUUCCAGAUCACCUGUUCUUUACCACUUUCUCAUUCUCGUGAUCGCCUUCUAUAAGGCGACUUGUCCUUCUGGUGCGCAACUCUCAUUCGGGUUCUAUUCUGUUGCAUGCCCUUCUGCCGAAUUUACGGUCCGAAACACAGUCAGAACAGCUUCUUCUAGAGACCCAACUAUCCCUGGAAAGCUCCUUCGCUUGGUUUUCCACGACUGUUUUGUGGAGGGUUGUGAUGCAUCUGUGCUGCUACAAGGAAAUGGGACAGAGCGAAGUGAUCCAGCAAACGGGUCUCUUGAUGGGUAUUCGGUUAUCGAUUCGGCGAAAAGAGUGCUCGAGUUCUUUUGCCCAGAAACAGUUUCUUGCGCAGACAUUGUAGCUUUGGCUGCUAGAGAUGCCGUUGAGUUUGCUGGCGGACCUGCGGUUCAGAUUCCAACUGGGAGGAGAGAUGGGAAGGUUUCUUCAGCAUCAAAUGUCAGACCCAACAUCAUAGAUACAAGCUUUACUAUAAAUGAGAUGACUAAGCUUUUCUCUUCCAAAGGAUUGUCCUUGGAUGACCUUGUCAUUCUGUCAGGAGCUCACACCAUAGGAAGAGCUCAUUGCAGUGCGUUCAGUGAUCGCUUCAAAGAAGACUCAAAAGGGAAACUCACUCUCAUCGAUGCCUCCCUCGACGGCACUUAUGCAGAAGAGCUCAUGAAACAAUGCCCUGCCCAACCAAACCCCUCCACCACUGUCAAUACCGAUCCAGAAACGUCCUCUUUGUUUGACAAUCAGUACUACAAAAAUCUCAUGUCCAAGAAAGGCCUCUUCCAAUCGGAUUCUGUCCUCUUUAGCGAUGACAGAACGAGGGAGCUUGCCGAGAAUUUCGCAAACGACCAAUUCAGUUUCUUCAAUAGUUGGAGUCGGUCUUUCGUUAAGCUCACUAACAUUGGAGUGAAGACAGGUGAUGAAGGAGAAAUUAGAGUGUCUUGUUCAUCACUCAAUGCAUAACAGGCAACCAAAUUGAGACGUUCAGCAAUUUUCCGGGUCCUGAUUAUCAUAUAAGCAAUAAAAUGGUUAAUAAUGAGUCCCUAAAUUAGGAGAUAAUCACAGCUCAAAACACAUUUAGCAAGUAUGGUUCCUGUUGUUUAUUACAAGGUUUCUUAUUCUUUGCUUAUUUGUUGGUAGAUGUUUGUUCUUGUUGCUACAAAAAGAAGGUUGUAUAAAGUGGAAGUGUCCCUAGCUAAAAGUUAUUAUUUUUUCCCUCCAUAUAACCGUUGUGGAUAUAGGGAACAGUAAUAUAUUCUCUGCUGUUCUGGAAGUGGAAUAAAAGUGUUGAUUUUUUUUUUUUCAUUUUCAUUUUUUUUUUCAUU
Messenger RNA from Morus notabilis, 2694 nucleotides. RefSeq names its product lariat debranching enzyme. NCBI's taxonomy places the organism in Eukaryota, Viridiplantae, Streptophyta, Magnoliopsida, Rosales, Moraceae. Gene Ontology annotation, cellular component: nucleus. The record is from RefSeq and is a predicted model, not a curated record. Bases 35 to 2332 code for a protein of 765 amino acids. Gene Ontology annotation, molecular function: heme binding; RNA lariat debranching enzyme activity; peroxidase activity. Gene Ontology annotation, biological process: response to oxidative stress; hydrogen peroxide catabolic process; mRNA splicing, via spliceosome. The transcript has 13 exons.